Penicillium concentricum is the source of this 807-nucleotide messenger RNA. RefSeq names its product glycoside hydrolase family 128 protein. NCBI's taxonomy places the organism in Eukaryota, Fungi, Ascomycota, Eurotiomycetes, Eurotiales, Aspergillaceae. Gene Ontology annotation, biological process: fungal-type cell wall polysaccharide metabolic process. Gene Ontology annotation, cellular component: fungal-type cell wall. The transcript has 2 exons. The record is from RefSeq and is a predicted model, not a curated record. The coding region runs from base 1 to 807 and encodes 268 amino acids.
AUGGCUCCUACCUCCAUUUUAUUAGGUGUGCUUCUUCUCCAUGGUGUACACGGCCUCACUGGCAAACGAGGCAUUGCCUACAACAACAACAAUCCCUCCAAGGAUGCAGUCUACGCAAACUUGUUCAAAGGAGACAACAAGGUCUCGUGGGGCUAUGAUUGGGGAUACCCCUCCUGGAACCUAGAUUCCUCAUUCGAAUUCGUACCGAUGCUCUGGGGCCUCCCAAAUGGGCCUGAUGCAGACUGGACCGCAGCUGUGCAGUCUCCUGGAACAUUUAACAUCCUUGGAUUCAAUGAACCCGAUCUGACUUACGAUGCCUCAUCCAAUAUCGUACCGGAAAAGGCCGCCGCGGGGUACCUCACGUACAUCCAGCCAUUUGCGGGAACUGUACGAAUCGGAUCUCCCAGCGUGCUGUGGAACAACGUGGGAUCCUCGUCUGGCGGUGCCUACAAUACCGCCACCUGGACUCAGUACUUCUUGGGAAACUGCACAGGUUGUCAGUUGGAUUUUGCAGCGAUUCAUUAUUACCAGGACUGUGUUACCCCGGAGGGCCAGAAUGGGGCUGCUUGGUUUGAGGGUAAUGUCACAGAUGCGCACGAUGUUUUGGGUUUGCCGAUCUGGAUCACCGAAUUUGAGUGUUAUGGUAAUGAGGAACAGCAGAUUGCGUUUUUGGAACAAGCUCUUCCUUGGUUGGAUUCGCAGGACUACGUGGAGAGGUAUGCCUAUUUUGGUGCUUUCCCGGAAUAUCUCAUAAAUGCCGAUGGCACUGAGCUAUCGGAUUUGGGGGACGCUUAUGCCAACAUCUAA